This is a messenger RNA of Coccinella septempunctata (seven-spotted ladybird), 2498 nucleotides long. RefSeq names its product probable ATP-dependent RNA helicase DDX10. The transcript is spliced from 6 exons. The record is from RefSeq and is a predicted model, not a curated record. Bases 112 to 2448 code for a protein of 778 amino acids. Gene Ontology annotation, cellular component: nucleus. Gene Ontology annotation, biological process: rRNA processing. NCBI's taxonomy places the organism in Eukaryota, Metazoa, Arthropoda, Insecta, Coleoptera, Coccinellidae. Gene Ontology annotation, molecular function: RNA helicase activity; ATP binding; nucleic acid binding.
UCUAACCUCACUAUUUACGAAAAACGAGGUUAAAUUGUUUACAACUGGUGAUGUUUUGUGAAAAUUGAAAAUAUAAUUGUAAAUAUUUAAAAAAUUAAUUAAAUUUGAAUCAUGACAAAGGAACAGAGAAAAAAACACAAGGUGAAGGUUUAUACAAAUAAACAGAAACCUAGUAAACCUGAAAUUGAAUAUAUUCAAGAGUUGCAAGCGAAGUAUAAUGAAAAGGUAGACUUGACGAAAAUCAAAUCAUUCAAAGAUUUUCCUUUGAGCUUUAAAACACUGAAGGGUCUCAAAAAUGCAGGUUAUAAAGUUCCAACUGAAAUUCAAAAGGAAACCAUAAUGUUGGCUCUUAGAGGCAACGACAUAUUAGGAGCUGCCCAAACAGGGUCAGGAAAAACGUUGGCAUUCUUGAUACCGAUGCUGGAGAAGUUAUUUUGUAAGCAAUGGACACAUCUUGACGGACUCGGGGCUUUAGUGAUCACGCCAACUAGAGAGUUGGCUCUCCAAAUCUUUGAAACCUUGAAAAAAAUUGGCGUCAACCACGACUUUUCUUGUGGGUUGAUAAUCGGAGGAAAAGAUCUUAAAUUUGAAAGCAAAAGGAUGGAUCAGUGUAAUAUUAUUAUUUGUACACCGGGUAGAUUAUUGCAACAUAUGGACGAAAAUCCACUUUUUGAUGCCUGCAAUUUACAGAUUUUGAUUCUGGAUGAGGCGGAUCGGUGCAUGGACAUGGGCUUCAAAGCGACUAUGAAUGCAAUUAUAGCAAAUUUGCCAUUGGAAAGGCAAACACUGCUGUUUUCUGCCACUCAAACUAAAUCCGUGAAAGAUUUAGCAAGGUUAAAUCUUAAAGAUCCCUCGUAUGUUGCAGUCCAUGAACACGCACAACAUAGCACUCCAGAUACGUUAGAACAAAGUUACGUUGUCUGUGAAUUGAAGGAUAAAGUGGCUAUAUUAUGGAGUUUCAUCAAGAACCAUUUGAAAAAAAAGUGUAUAAUUUUUUUGUCCACCUGCAAACAAGUAAAAUUCAUUUUUGAAAUAUUUUCAAAGAUGCGACCUGGGGUUCCCCUCAUGGCCUUAUACAGUCGUAUGCACCAAAUGAGGAGAAUAAAAAUUUACGAAGAGUUUUCAAAAAGGUCUUCGGCAAUACUCUUCGCUACAGAUAUAGUGGCAAGAGGUCUCGAUUUUCCGGAGGUACAUUGGGUAGUUCAAGUCGACUGUCCUGAAGAUGCAGAUACUUACAUACAUAGGGUAGGGAGAACGGCAAGGUUUCAUAAAGGGGGUGAAAGUUUACUUAUGCUGAUGCCCUCGGAAUUGGAGAUGUUGGAAGAGUUGAAGAAGAAAAAGAUACCGAUUAAUAAAAUAGAAAUAAACCCUACGAAACUCAACGAUCCCUUUCGGAAAAUGGAAACGUUUGUGGUGGGGAAUACGGCUCUACAAUACACCGCCAAAAGAGCUUUCGUGACAUACCUAAAAUCCAUUUACAUGAUGAAAAAGAGAAGGGACAUAUUCAACAUCGAAGCUUUGGACUACGACUCCUUCGCACAUUCUUACGGUUUAACUGAAACACCUCGCUUGUCGUUUUUGAAGGCAAAAAAAAAUAAAACAGACAAAACUACGGCAACAAAUCCGAAUAAAAUAGUUUUCGAUGAUGAUGGGAAUCCCGUUGGUGGAAACAACAAGAAACAACAAAGUGAAUCGGACAGUGAAACUGAAGGCGAAGAACAAACAGAUAAUGGUAAUGGAAAUUCCCAGCUUAUAUUCUUUGAAACCAAUAAAGACGUACCAGUGCCUGAAGAAGUCAUCCUGAAGGAUUUCGAAGUCGUUGCCACGAAAAAGAAACCGACCACCAAGGCAGCUAUAGCGAAGAAAUUGUUGAGCAAGAAGGCGGUGACCAACAAAAAAAUCAAAUUCGACGAAGAGGGUGAUCCGGUUGGGAAGGACCAGAAAUCCGAUCAGUCUUAUUGCACUGGAGAGGGUUUAGAUUUGGACAAAUUGGAGGUGGCGUUCAAGGAGAUGGACGAUUCGAAUAAACAAGUUUAUAGGGAGAAAGUGAAGGCUAAGCAUAAGGAACAGAAGAGAAAAUUGAAAGAACAGAAGAAGAAGGAGAGGGAGGAACAAAUCGACGACUUUGGGGAUAGCGAGUCGGAAGAGGAGGUCGAUUUGUCCUGGAUCCCCGAUCCCAAGAAAAUAUACGGUGAUGGCGAGGAGGACAAAGAGGAGAACGAUGAGGAUAAUCUGGGACAUUCGGAGGAAGAGACUGAAGUUGCGGAAGAAGAAGUAACAAAGAGCAUAGAGGUAUCCAAACCUAAAAAGAAGAAGAGGAAGUUGGAAGAACAGCCCGAGGAUGUACCGAAGAAGAAGCAUAAAAAAAUGGAUAGCUUCAAACAGAUGACCUCCGAAUUAUCAGUGAAUGAAGCAGAGGAGUUGGCCUUGAUGCUGUUGCAGAAAUAACCGUGUAAAUAUUUUUUGUAUAUUUAAAAAUAAAUUGUUAUAACAAAAUA